CUCCGCUUUAGCUGCGGGGAAAGGAGGACCCCUGGGAGCGGGACCCUGGCGUCUGGUCGCCCAGUCUUGUUUAGGCUUGGGCCCGCAUGGAGGGGACCGUGGAGUCCCAGACGCCUGACCUCCGAGAAGUGGAGGGCAAGGUGGGCAGGAAGACCCCCGAAGGGCUGCUCCGCGGGCUGCGAGGCGAGUGGGAGCCGGGAGCCUCUGGCGCCCUGCUCCUCCCGGGGGAGCCUAGCACGGGCCACAGCCUGGGGGACAAGAUCGUGGCUCUGAGGAUGGAGCUGGCUUACCUGAGAGCCAUUGACGUGAAGAUCCUGCAGCAGCUGGUGACCUUGAAUGAGGGCAUCGAGGCAAUACGUUGGCUGUUGGAGGAGCGGGGCACAUUGACCAGCCAUUGCAGCAGCCUCACAAGCAGCCAGUAUAGUCUGACAGGCGGGAGCCCAGGCCGCUCAAGACGAGGCAGCUGGGACAGCCUGCCAGACACCAGCUUCACUGACCGGCUGGACAGUGUCUCUAUUGGCAGUUUCCUGGACACGGUGGCCCCCAGCGAGCUGGUUGAACAGGGCCCCCCAGGGGCUCCCCAUCCUGAGAUGGACUGGGCAAAGGUUCUACCUGGUGGGGGGAGGGCCAGGAUUGAGGUGGACCUGAUAGCCACCAAGCUAGGGAGCUUGAAGGCUGUACAGAAGCCCCCAGGGGAGGGGCUCCAAGGUGGACCACCUGAGUCACCAGAGGACGAGAGUGCCAAGCUGGGCUUCGAGGACCACUGGUACUGGGGGCAGUGCCAGGAUGAUGUGACCUUCUUGUAACAACUUUCCCACCCUUUUGUACCUCUGUGGCUCUUUCAUCCCUCAGCCCUGGUCUCCCUCAAAAUUUAUUCUCCCUCAGUCUGGGACUAGGAAGAGGCUGUACUGAAAU
Galeopterus variegatus (Sunda flying lemur) is the source of this 915-nucleotide messenger RNA. RefSeq names its product leucine rich adaptor protein 1 (gene LURAP1). The transcript is spliced from 2 exons. The record is from RefSeq and is a predicted model, not a curated record. Lineage: Eukaryota; Metazoa; Chordata; Mammalia; Dermoptera; Cynocephalidae. Gene Ontology annotation, biological process: positive regulation of canonical NF-kappaB signal transduction; positive regulation of cytokine production. The coding region runs from base 87 to 806 and encodes 239 amino acids.